Messenger RNA from Trichobilharzia szidati, 1264 nucleotides. The record is from the annotation of a GenBank genome assembly. NCBI's taxonomy places the organism in Eukaryota, Metazoa, Platyhelminthes, Trematoda, Strigeidida, Schistosomatidae.
CUUGCCAAAUAUUAUCCGCUAUUCACUUACAAACAGAGAAAAAAAUAAUAAAAAGAUAAUGAAUAACAAUAUUUAUAAAACAGCUGAUCAAUCUAUUAUAAAUCCUUGUCAAACAUCAACACCUAUAACAUGUGAUAAAUCGAAAGGGAAAAGACGUGGUCGACGAUCUACUAUACCUCCAGAAUAUCGGGAACAAACAAGAAGAAUUAAAAAACAGAAUCUAGAACGCCGUAGAAGAGCUUGUAUAUCAGAUAAAAUGAAUGCAUUGCAUAAUUUAGCUAUGGAUUUAAUUGGUGAAGAUCCAACACAACAUCAAAAAAUUGAAAAAACUGAUAUCCUUAAUAUUUGUCAUAACGUCUUUGCAAAUGUUGUCGCCAUUGUAAAUGAACAACCAGAUAUACGUGAACGUGUAAAUCAAUUACGCAAUGAAUUCCAUGAUAAGCUGAAUUCAAAUCAACCCAAUUCAUCCAAAGAUAAAGAUAGUAGUAAUAUUAAUGCUAGUAAUGAAAAAAAGAAUUCAACAGAUUUAAUUCCUUUCACAUAUCCUAUGGAUACUCGUUUACACAAUCAACAUUAUAAUGAUAAACAGAGGAGUGCAAUGAAAUCACUUAAUUCUAAUGAUAUCAAUUCUCCACAAUUAACCAGUCAUCAAAAUAUUCAACACUUCAGUGGAAAAUAUCAUCCAACCAAUAGUACACCAGUAGCUUCAACAGAUAGAUCAAAUAAGUCAGUACUACUAAUCACUCCGUGCUCUCAAUCUGUAGAUAGUGGUAUUGAAGAUAUUGAGAAUACACCUGUCAGUAUUUCAUCUUCAUUACAAUCAAUAGAUUGCGUAAUUGGAAUACAACAAAAGAAAAUACCAAAGUAUGAUUAUUAUUAUCAUUCUUAUUCUUAUUCUUAUGAUCCUGAUCAAUCAAAUGUUGAAGUGAAUGAACAAGUAAUUGAUUUAUCAUUUAAAAAACAAAAUCAGAUAAUGAAUACGCACCAAUUCCAGUCGACUAAUACACAGAAUGUUUGGAGACCAUAUUUAGACUGAAAAACUUUCUGUAGAAGUUUUUCUUUUUUUUAAAAUUCCUUUCCCACUUUCCUUUCAGAUAAAAUAAAACAAAAGAAUAGUUAAGAGAACUAAUGUAUCGACUUAACAAAAUCAGAUUCAAUCAAUUUUUCAACUUCUUUCUUUCUUUUUUUGGUUAUUGAUUUCAUUUUUGUACCACUGACUUAGCCACGGUUUUAUUCCUUAGAAAAAGACAAAAACAUAUGUAAC